Molecule: messenger RNA, 2571 nt
Organism: Echinostoma caproni
Lineage: Eukaryota; Metazoa; Platyhelminthes; Trematoda; Plagiorchiida; Echinostomatidae
Source: the annotation of a GenBank genome assembly
GAAGCCUUGUGUGAGACAAACGACGAACUACAAGAGACCAGCCGUGAAGAGGCCCGUGAAUUGCGCGAGGAGAUUGAACAAGGACACACACAAAUACUAAACCUCACUCGCCAUUUGGAUGCAUGCCGUGAGACCAUUUCGGAUUAUGAAAAGACACUGGGCAAAUUCCGGGAUCUCGUGACCGAACUGCAGGCACAAAAUAACGAACUGCGACGUUCUCUUGCCGAAGGUCAACGACAGAUAGAGACAAAACUGCAACUGGAUUCUGCGAUUGCGCAACAAGCCUUUCCCACUACGGACUCUAUGGUUCAACCAUCUCUUGGUAUCGGUCUUGUAUCUCAGGCUCAAACCAUGGCAAAAGUUAUUGAAGCUGAAUUGCGCCGACUGGAAGCGGAACAAAGUGGUGCUCAUGUGGCCCGGUUGUCCGCCUUCCUGCCGGACUCUUUUCUCAGACGCGGUGGAGACUACGAUGCCCUUCUUGUGGUGCUCCUCGUGGAUCGUUUGGCUGCCAAAGCCGAUCUGCUAGCUAACCACUUGUGUGAACGAUAUCCACUACCUGCGUGCAUUCCUGGUCAAGCAAAACCGCCGACUAUGCUGGCUGCUGAACAGAGUGAAAAAUCACCGGAACCGGACACCAAUAUUGAAAUCAAUCUGCCUGGUUCCAAGCAGCCACUGCCACCAAUGACCAAGACCAAGGCGGAGCUUUACAGUUUCGUUACCAGGUUGAUCCAUCUGUUACGUUGUUGGUCAGCUUUAUUGACACAAUUUAAAGAACUAUUCGAGUUCACUCGAUGCGCACUGGCCUCUGUGGACUCGUUGGCUGCUGAUUCGACUGCUUUGAGCAUACUCACCGGACAGCCUUUGGAGCCACUGGAAACGGCUGCCGCAGAGGCGACCGCCUCUGCCGGAGGUCCGAUAGGGCUCCAAGCAACUCCUGAACCAGCUGAGAAAGCGGCCCCGGAUUCCAAACUCACCGGACUUGUCGGUCUUUUGUCGGAGAUUGUUCGUUUUGCCACCUCGAUGCGUAUUACUGCCCGCCGUAUUCGUCGUCGCCUGCCGUCAGAUUCAAGCAGUCAACCCUUGUCGUUCUCUACUGAAGUAGCCGGGAAUAUCGAGAAGGCUCUGGAGUUGCUCAGCGCCAUUGUGGCAGCCUUGCGCGAUGGUACUCGACUUACCGCUCAAUUGACUGCUCGUCAGGCGGAAGAUGGUGUUGAUAUCAAACCAAGUGUUGUUAUGUCCAACUGUCUAGUGGAAGCGUGCAAAGAAAAUUUAACCGGGGUGACGGCUCCGGGUAAAGCCGGUGCUCCAGUCCCGGACGUAGUAUUCCGAAACUACAUGGCACAGGUGCGCGAUUUGGUCUCCAAAUUCGCGGUGGCUAUGGAAAAUGGCGAGUAUGACUUUGACGGCACCAAGCAGGCUAAGCCACAAGAACCUGUACAACUUCGUGCUGCAGCCUACAAACAAGCACAAGCUGAACUGGAAGGUUGCCGUACCAAGUUGGAAUUGAAAGAUGAAGAGGUUCGGGAACUUCAGAUGGCUUUGAAAGCUCGAGCGAACGAACUGAGUGAGAUGUCCGUCCGUGUGGGACUGACGGAGAAGCGACUGGAAAAUGCGGGCAAAGGAAACGAGGAGAAAAUCAGCCGCUUGGAACAGCGACUGGAACAAAUGGAAGCCCAACAGAAACGGGAAGAACGGGAACAUGAACAGGCGAUCGAUGCACUUCACGCGGAUAUUGAAGCUCUGGAACAAGAAAAGAUUGAUCUGAAGGAGAAAUUGAAGACUCUAAGCAAGAAAGCACUCUUGGAAGGUCUUAUUAAGGCCCCGAUUGUUACUGCCACGUCGCCAGCGCGCCAGUCUUCUGUUGUGACGACGAAAGACGGCCCCACAGAUUCUGUUCCUGCAACUCCUGGAGGUACACGACUAACUUCUCGGGAUGCCAGCUUCUUAACCAAUGAGAUGCAACUGAAGAAUUUGAAACCGUUGAAGCACUCUGCGCGUCGCACCGCCAUGCAACUUGCAGCCGAACUGGAUGCGGAUAGCAGCUCACCGGAAACGCCUCGGAAAUCACCUGCGAAGACUUACACUGUGCCACAGGUCAGCAGGCAGCUGGUGGAUCUGCAGAAGCAAUUAUACGGUUUGUUGUCACAUCCAAAGGUGGUCAGGCUGCCUGAUCCGGGAACAACCGCCGCGCAAGAAACUCCCUCAGCCGAGGGUGACAGUUCUGAAAAACCUUCAGCAGCCACUGCCAACAUUCCUAGUGCAACCAGUCAACUAGCGCGCCAAGCCUCGUACAUCAUCAAACUGAAGUCGGAACUAGAACAGAUUCAAAGAAAUGCCUUGGAUGCCAUCAAGCGUGAUUACCCGAAUGCGUUCUUCCGUGCGGACUUUGCUAGCUUUCCGUUAUCAAGCGUCCAAAGGUUCAUGACGAGCUCGUCUGCGUUGAAAGGAGAUCAGCUGGUUGCUCGACUUCUGCUCCCCGAAGGUCAGAAAAAAGAGUCUGCACCUACUCCGGUGGCACUCACUCCAGUCCAGCUUCAACAGGUUCAUCGGCAUAUCUUGGUUUCCUCUUGA